UGAACGGGGUGCUGGGUGUUGGGCCGCUGCGUGAGUACAGCUGCAGUUGACAUAAACGGGUCACGCAUUUUAAAUUGGCGAGCGCCUGUUUACAAAGAUCUGUGUGAAUCAAAUUCUAGAGUCAUUCAAAUAGUGUCGAUUAGAUUAUAAUGACACUGUUAAUGUAAGAGACGUUGGACUAUAAAUUGAACUGAGUAAUAACCGGCUAAAUACUACUACUUAUAAUAAUAAUAAUAAUAAUAAUAAUAAUAAUAAUAAUAAUAAUAAGAAGAAGAAGAAGAAGAAAAAGAGGAAGAAGAAGAAUACAUUCCUAAAGCCAUAGUCACUUGUUCACCAUUGCAUCAUAGCCUAUUUUUACAUGAACUCCGAAUAUAAUGGUCCUCAGUAUGGAAUUCUUUCUUAUGGUCAUUCAAGGUUUUCUAUUAUGUGAACCCUACCGUCACAAGUGACGCAACGGAGCUAGUGUGGUGAACCUGCGCAGACUUUUGCGCAGUUCGACCCCCUCAAAACGACGUGAAGAGUGACAUCGUUUCUUUUGUUUACAAAAUGGCGGACUUAAAAACUUGCUCCAUUGACUAUUUCCCUGAGAACAUCCUAAUUGACAUUUUAUCGUAUUUAAGCGUUAGGGAGCUCGUCCGAUCUGGCAGGGUGUGUAAGCGAUGGAGACGGUUGGUGAAAGACCAGAGAUUGUGGCGGGCUGUAGAUCUCACUGAAUGGAAAGGGGUGACCUCGCGCACACUGUGGGUCCUCCUGAGGCAGUACCUCGGAAGCGGCCUCCGCUGCUUGCGGCUACGCGGCCUGCUGCUGUCCGCCCGUGCCGGGGCCUUCCUGUCCGAGGCCUGGCUGCAGGCCCUGGCGUCCCGGUGCCCUCGCCUGCGCGGACUCUCCCUGCUGCACGCGGACCUGCGGGGCCUGAGCAGCUGCCAGCUCCUGCCCCGGACGCUGCAGGUCCUGGAGCUGCGUGGCUGCGAGCUGCCGCAGGGCUUCUUCGUCCAGAGCGCCUCCCCCCUCUCCGGCGGUGACGUGGGGGAGAACGCGGCGAGCGGGGCGGGGAGCGGGAGCCGGGCGGGAAAGGGCUCCACGCCCGCCCCGGUCCCCGCGGCUGGAAUCGCGAUCGAGACCCUGGUGCUGGAAAACGUGCCCUCCUUCACGGACCAGCACCUGCUGAGCCUGAGGUCCUGGGAGAGGCUGCGGCACCUGGAGCUGAGGGACGUGAUCCGGGUGACUACCGCCGGCCUGCGGGGCUGCGCCGUGCGGGACGAGCUGGCCGGGCUGUCCGCGCUGCGGGCCCUGGAGCUGGGCAACUCGGGCCGGACCCAGACGCAGAUGGCCUCGCUGGGGCUGGGCGAGGGCUGGGCGGGCCUGGAGGAGCUGACGCUGGGCGGGAAGGAGGUGCGGCCGGGCCUCCUGUGCGUGGGCAGGCUGCGGGACCUCCGGGGGCUGCGGCUGCAGCGGUGCUCGCUCAGCGAGGGCCGGGUCCUGCGCAGCUGCAAGGGCCUGCGGGCGCUGCGCUGGAUGGAGUUCUGCGAGGUCACCUUCCAAGGCCGGCAGAGGAAGCAGGACGAAGAGGAAGAGGAAGAGGAGGAGGAGGAGCAGCGGGAGGGGCGGGGACAGGGGGGACAGGGGGGACAGGGGGGACAGGGGGGACGGGGCAGGGGUGAGGGUGACGAUGGAGAGGAGAAGGAUAACCCCGUGCCAACGCUGCGGCGCUCUCUCGCAGCCCUGCUGCCCAGAUGCAAACUUGUCUUCACGCGAUGCUCUACUGCAGUGCCAACUGACUAGUGGCACACACCAUCUCAGAAAUGUUCAUAGAUGCAUACGUGCACCCAUGGACACACACACACACACACGCUUGUGUAAAUAAAUAGUCACACACCCACGCAUGCUGCCAGUAGCUGCAGCCAGCACAAAGAGCCAAUACACCUUGCAAUCAAGCACGCGCAUGCAUAAAAAAACAGUACCCUCACAUAAGGUUGGCGAAACUCACUCAUGCACACUCAUACACACACCAACGCAUGCUUCAUGGGAUGUGUGACAAAAGCACAUGGUCAAUAACACUUAAAAAAACACUCAGACCCCCGCUAGUUUACAUGACAUUACUUCACUAGCAUUUAGCUGAUGCUCUUAUACCGAGUGACUUGCACCACUCCCAUGAAGACGCUUGGUGGGCAACAAUGAGAAGUCUGCUAUAAGGCAGACUGUGUAGGCAUGCUCUGGCAGCACCCGUGCAGCUGCCCUGUGACCUGAAAUACAGCCAACUGCCUGUGCUGCACAGAUGUGUGAACUGAGCAAAACAAUUCAACAUGUUUCCUGUGCAAACCCAGUUUCUUGUGCCUCUCCCCACACGUUGACUGAGAUGCGAGAACAUUUCUCAGUGGGUUUGGGCAAAGCAGAUGGCUGGUUCGGUAACCUCUAUAAUGUAGGCUCUGGAUUAUGAUAUGAUGAACUAAUGACCUAAACCACAUUUAAUUGGACUGAAAUGAUGUGUCCUCUUGUGAGCUUGGACGGCACUCUACUGUAUUCCUUGCGACAUGUUCAGUUAAUUGUGUACAUGCACUCGAAUGUAUCGUGAGAUUGUGGUGCCACAUGCCUCUAGCGUGACGCAUGUAGUGUCUCGACUCUCCAGGUGUCACUGCAGAUCUCUCCUUCCCAGCCUACAGCAGUGUAGAUCCAUGGCAAGGCACCAGAAAGACUUUACCUCAACAGCUGUGAUUCUCACAUCAUCUGGGAAUAUCUCCACCUUGAUCGGUUGGCCAGGAGUAACAAUGUUAACUAAGGGAGACAAAUUCCCAGUAGAAAUGCAACAGAGUACUUUACGAUGAGGCGUUGUUAAUUUGUCAUAUAAAAAAAACAAACAAAAAAGAAAACGAUCUGUUUUAA
Conger conger (European conger) is the source of this 2880-nucleotide messenger RNA. RefSeq names its product F-box/LRR-repeat protein 12-like. The transcript is spliced from 3 exons. Gene Ontology annotation, biological process: SCF-dependent proteasomal ubiquitin-dependent protein catabolic process. NCBI's taxonomy places the organism in Eukaryota, Metazoa, Chordata, Actinopteri, Anguilliformes, Congridae. Bases 547 to 1782 code for a protein of 411 amino acids. Gene Ontology annotation, molecular function: protein binding. Gene Ontology annotation, cellular component: SCF ubiquitin ligase complex. The record is from RefSeq and is a predicted model, not a curated record.